AUGAAGGGGCAUAUGAGGUUUGGCAAAAAGGGAAAACUGACUCCUCGCUACAUUGGACAGUUUCAAAUCCUUGAGAGGUUGGGUCCUAUUGCUUAUUGUAUUGCCCUGCCACUGGGAAUGGAACAAGUGCAUAACGUUUUCCAUGUAUCCAUGCUUCGUGGGUAUCUUAGAGAUCCGUUCCAUGUGAUUGAUUACCAUCGGAUUGCUCUAGAUGAGGAUAUGAUGUAUGAAGAAUGGCCUGUGCAAAUCAUUGACUGGCAGGUGAAGCAAUUGAGAAACAAAAAUAUUCCUAUGAUGAAGGUUGAAUGGAGAGAACACUAUGGGAAGGAGGCCACUUGGGAGAAAGAGGAAGAGAUGCGGCAACGAUAUCCGCAUUUGUUUCCAUCAGAAGGAGAGAGAACUGACAUUGGGGCCACCAUCGAAGUUGAGAGAGUCGAAGUGACCGGACAAGUGAUUGUUGCGAUUGGCAUCAGACUCUUCUUAGAAAUCGCAGCCUUUGGUCUUCUUGAGAGCAAUGGUGGUGGCGAAUGA
Molecule: messenger RNA, 531 nt
Organism: Camellia sinensis
Lineage: Eukaryota; Viridiplantae; Streptophyta; Magnoliopsida; Ericales; Theaceae
Source: RefSeq, a predicted model, not a curated record